GCCGCCGCCGCCGCCGCCGCCGCCGCCGGCUCCCCGCCGCCCGGGCCCGGGCCGGCCGCGCCGGGGGCCGCCGCGCUGCCGCCCGCAGCUCCGCGCCGGCGGGGCAUGAGUUAGUCGGCAGACAUGGACACCAAACAUUUCCUGCCGCUCGACUUCUCCAGCCAGGUGAGCUCCUCGUCCCUCAGCUCCCCGGCGGGCCGAGGCGCCAUGGCGGCCCCCUCGCUGCACCCCUCGCUGGGGCCUGGCCUUGGCUCCGCGCUGGGCUCCCCCGGGCAGCUGCACUCGCCCAUCAGCACCCUGAGCUCCCCCAUCAACGGCAUGGGCCCGCCCUUCUCCGUCAUCAGCUCCCCCGUGGGCCCCCACUCCAUGUCUGUGCCCACCACACCCACUCUGGGCUUCGGCACCGGCAGCCCCCAGCUCAACUCGCCCAUGAACCCCGUCAGCAGCAGCGAGGACAUCAAGCCCCCACUGGGCCUCAAUGGCGUCCUCAAGGUCCCCGCCCACCCCUCAGGAAACAUGGCGUCCUUCACCAAGCACAUCUGUGCCAUCUGUGGGGACCGGUCCUCAGGCAAGCACUACGGGGUGUACAGCUGCGAGGGCUGCAAAGGCUUCUUCAAGAGGACCGUGCGCAAGGACCUGACCUACACCUGCCGGGACAACAAGGACUGCCUGAUUGACAAGCGGCAGCGGAACCGGUGCCAGUACUGCCGCUACCAGAAGUGCCUGGCCAUGGGCAUGAAGCGGGAAGCUGUGCAGGAGGAGCGGCAGCGGGGCAAGGAUCGGAACGAGAACGAGGUGGAGUCAACCAGCAGCGCCAACGAGGACAUGCCGGUGGAGAAGAUUCUGGAAGCUGAGCUGGCUGUUGAGCCCAAGACCGAGACCUACGUGGAGGCGAACAUGGGCCUGAACCCCAGCUCGCCCAACGACCCCGUCACCAACAUCUGCCAGGCAGCAGACAAGCAGCUGUUCACCCUGGUGGAGUGGGCCAAGAGGAUCCCGCACUUCUCCGAGCUGCCCCUGGACGACCAGGUCAUCCUGCUGCGGGCAGGCUGGAAUGAGCUGCUCAUUGCCUCCUUCUCCCACCGCUCCAUAGCUGUGAAGGACGGGAUUCUGCUGGCCACUGGGCUGCACGUCCACAGGAACAGUGCCCACAGCGCAGGGGUGGGCGCCAUCUUUGACAGGGUGCUGACAGAGCUGGUGUCCAAGAUGCGUGACAUGCAGAUGGACAAGACCGAGCUGGGCUGCCUGCGGGCCAUCGUCCUCUUCAACCCCGACUCCAAGGGGCUCUCGAACCCAGCGGAGGUGGAGGCGCUGAGGGAGAAGGUGUACGCGUCCCUGGAGGCUUACUGCAAGCACAAGUACCCCGAGCAGCCGGGCAGGUUCGCCAAGCUGCUGCUGCGCCUGCCGGCCCUGCGCUCCAUCGGGCUCAAGUGUCUGGAGCACCUCUUCUUCUUCAAGCUCAUCGGGGACACGCCCAUCGACACCUUCCUCAUGGAGAUGCUGGAGGCCCCGCACCAGGCCACCUAGGCCCGUGCCAGCCCGCGUGCCGCCUGGCCGGGCCCGCCGGGACGCGGCUGCUCUGCCCGGCUCCGGCCCUGCCCCUGCCCUCCCCCGCCUGGCCUGCGUGGACCUGUGGGCGCAGUGUGUCACUGCCGCCCCGAGAUGUUUGCCAGCUCAGCGUCUUAGCACUGCUUGUCUCUGGCCCAGGCUGUGGCUUUUCCAGGGCAGCCGCCAGGGUGGCCAGAUCUGGUGAGACCCUGAGCCCCUCUCCACCGCUCCGUCAGGCACCCUGCUGUGGCCCAGGAGCCUCGGGCCCAGAGCUGCAGGCGCUGGGAGGGGCCUCGUUUUGGUCGGUUGGUGUUGCUGGUUCUGGGAAUGCCCCUCGUGUGCCCCUUGUGGAGUGAGCCGUCCUGUGCCCUGAGUACUGCAGCCUGGCCAGCUGUGAGGGCUGCCCACGUCAGGAGGAAGGGCAGGUGGGGCAGCUGGCAUCUCACUGCAGAAGACCCCACCUGCCCUGGGAGCCAGGAGGGGCCCCGGGGCCCCCGCAUUGGAGUGGCGGUGAACAGCCAGUUUUCCAAAGAUGAUUUGCAGCUUGGCCGAGACACCGAACACCCGCUGACCCCCACAGGUUGGGGCCUCCAGGUUUCUUCUGUCAUCGUGCUGGUUUCAGCUUCUCCCCACCUAUGUUCCCGUUCAGCCACGGUGACGGACCCUCGUGCCCUGGCCUCUCCCCUACCCCAGAUCUUCUCUUGCAGUCUGCGAGGUGGGCCCAGUCCCAGGCAGGGUGCUGUAUUACCGUCUUAGUGACCUUGUGGGCCGCACAGAGGCCAUCCUGUGCCCGUGUAGCUCUACUGCUUCAUGUGAGGACAGCGGCCAUCCUGAGGCUUCCCUGAGGGAGGAGAGGCUAGAGGCUGCCUGGCUUCCUCAGAGGGAAGCAGGAGGCAUCUGAGAUCCAGAGGAACUCCUGGAUGAGAGAGCCGUGUGGGUGGGCAGGGCAGUGUGCCCAGGAGCGUCCGACACCCUGUGGAGCCCCUGUGUGGAUUCCUUCUCUGGCCGGCUGGUUCUGUCUGGAAGAUUCUGCAGACCUUGCCAGGGCCCCCAGCACCAUGUCUGUGGACAGCAUUCGCCCAGAACCUUAACUGGGGGCUCCAUCUCAUACCCACUCUGGCGGAGGGCCCAGCCCACCCAGCCAGGCCCCCUCCCGCACGCCCUGAGGGGCUCCCAGGUGCGGCUGCUCUCAGGUUGGACUGGCCUCUUUUGCACUGUAAGCCCUGGGCCCCAGUACUGUGAUGCUCACGUCUCAGACCCCGGGGGCUGGGGAGGUGUCCCGGGGCACAGCCUCUGUUUCCCCCACCUCUGCAGGGGGUGCCUGUGCCCCUGGCGGGGAGGAGUCAGUUGGGUGGGGAGGGAGGGACUGGGAGAGGCUGAUUUCUAGGCCUCUGUCAGGAAGGCAGGAAGGGUGUGUCCAUUCCUUGCCUUCUGGGGUCCCCAGCCGAGGUACUUGGGCAGAGGUUGUGGUCCCUGUGCGGGAGGCAGAGGCCAUCAAAGAUUCCAGAAGCAUCUUCCCUUUGCUCUGUGUGUGUGCCCCCUCGUCAGCGUGGACGCUCAGGCACACUUGGGCAAACCUCACGCUUGUAGCAGGGCCGGCUGCUCCUCCUCCAGGCUUUAUCGGGAAGUCUUGGCAGCCUUUGGGACGUGGCGGGGACAGGCGGGGGUGUGACCCUGCUGGUCCCGCUCCUCACCCAGCUCUGUGCCUUCUGGCGCGCCCAGCAUUCACGCCACCCUGCCAUGUGCUCUGCUGCUCCUCGGGGUCCCACAGAGCACGUCGUGGCUGCCGGGAGGAAGCCCUGGGACGGGGUUUCCUGGGGACUUCUCUGUUUGGGGGCCUAGCUCUCUGUAAAGCACUGAGGCCACCUCCCGAAGCCAGAACCCCCAGCCCCCGGGGCCUGUGCAGCCUUGCCCACUGUCCUGCCAUCUCAGACUGUCCCAGGGGCUUCCUGUCCCCUUCUUAGUCUCACUGUCACAUCCUGUGCAUACAGUGCUGUUUGCAGGGGAUUUGUGGGAACGGCAAGUGGCCCAGGAGAGAGGCAGAGUUCAUCAACCAGACCUUUAGUAGUGUUACCAUUCUGGCCCAGUUAAGCUGACUUUUGUAAUUAUUAUUAUUAUUUUGGUGGGACAAUCUUUAAUUUUCUAAAGAUAGCACUAACAUCAGCUCAUUAGCCACCGUGCCGUGCCUGCCGUGGCCUGGCGGGGUGACGGCUGCCCCAUCUGCGGUUCCCGGCCACCCCAGGCACACCCUUCUGCUGUCACCUUCCUGCUUGGACAUUCAGACGGAGCACCGGCUGGGAAGCAAGGACAGCCACAGAGCCAGCUGUCUGCCAGGGACGUGUCGGCCAUCGUCACUCUGGAAGCAGGCGAUCUCUGGGGGAAGCUGGCCCCACACCGUUGGUUUGCCAAGUCAGCACUCCCAGGGACACGGGGCUGGCACCUGGUGACAGUGCAGAGCCCCCCGCCCACUGGGGUCUCCAGGUGCCAGUGGGUAAUCAGCUGACGUUGUCCCCAUCACGGACCUGGGGCGCGUGACCUGGCCCACGGACGCAGUGUGUGGCACAAGCCUGGAUGUGCUGUGCGGAGGCUGCGAGGGCCACGGGCAGCAGGAGCCGCGUCUGGUGGCCAGCUCUGUGUGGUUUUGAUUGACUCCCUGUUCUGUCAAUUUGCUUCCUGUGAGCAAGUGCUGAGGACCCGGGUGGGUGGUCCCAGUGAGCCCCCGAGGCGGGAGAGCAUCUAUUUUAAGAUGCCCCGGGCAGCUGUCCGCUCGUCCCAGUCUGGCUGCCUCAGCUGGACGUGUUGAGGCCUUCGCGAGGGCCACACAUCCGCAGAGAUAGAGGGUGUCUAGCGCGUCGGGAAAGGUAAAAGAAUCUAUUUUUGUACAAAUGUAAUUCUAUCCCUCAUGGAUGCUGGAAGAUGGGGCGGGGCCUGUUCUGUUUCUGCUCCUGGCGGUCUGGGCGAGGGGACCUGUGGGGACCUCCGGGGACGCGGGGCUGCUGUCCCGGGGAGCCCCUGCCCUUGGGAGCCACCUGUGACCCGGCUCCGUCCCUGGCGCGGCCUCCCCGUGACUCUGACUGUGAAGUUCUUCCCUGCGUCCCUGUUCUCUGAAACGUGGUGUCGCAGAUGCGGGGGUUCCACCGGCAGUGGUGUUGGAAUGGUGGAAAAGAAACAUGGAGACAAAGCGCGAGCGGAGAAACAAAGUCCGAGCGUCUCAGAACUCGCCUCUGCCGUCCUGUCUGUUCUGCGGGGCUUCCUGUGGGUCGGGGCCGCGCGUCCCCUCCCUCCUGCCUCUGCCCGUCUGGGUUGGGCCCAGGCGUCUUGAACAUGAGGCUCCCUGAGUUCUCCGCCCCGUGUCCCUGCUCUGAUGCUCCUGGAUGCAUGGCACAGCCUGUCCGGAGGCCUGGGGAGGGCGCCACCCUUGGCACCCAGGGCACCAGGGUGUGGAUAUGCCCGUGCGCUGCCAGCUUGCUGGUCCCGCCCAGCCCCUGUUCAUGCGGGCCGAGCGGGCAG
This is a messenger RNA of Sciurus carolinensis (gray squirrel), 5058 nucleotides long. It is a transcript of the gene Rxra, whose product is annotated as retinoid X receptor alpha. The record is from RefSeq and is a predicted model, not a curated record. Gene Ontology annotation, biological process: response to retinoic acid; positive regulation of transcription by RNA polymerase II; retinoic acid receptor signaling pathway. Gene Ontology annotation, molecular function: nuclear receptor activity; retinoic acid-responsive element binding; zinc ion binding. The transcript has 10 exons. Gene Ontology annotation, cellular component: RNA polymerase II transcription regulator complex; nucleus. The coding region runs from base 124 to 1527 and encodes 467 amino acids. Lineage: Eukaryota; Metazoa; Chordata; Mammalia; Rodentia; Sciuridae.